Molecule: messenger RNA, 876 nt
Organism: Pocillopora verrucosa
Lineage: Eukaryota; Metazoa; Cnidaria; Anthozoa; Scleractinia; Pocilloporidae
Product: succinate dehydrogenase assembly factor 2, mitochondrial-like
Biological process (GO): protein-FAD linkage; mitochondrial electron transport, succinate to ubiquinone; tricarboxylic acid cycle
Cellular component (GO): mitochondrion
Source: RefSeq, a predicted model, not a curated record
AGCAAUGGCGGCUAGUAAGAAGUAUUUCUUGAGUUUGUUUGGACGGAAUUUUCACCAUGUUCUUUAUCAAUCUCGACUCCCUCAUUUAAUGAGACCAAAUAUGCGCUUAUUAUCCGACAAAAUAAUCGACAGUUCAGACACAGAGCCACCCAUACCAGUGUACAAAUCGCCUCAAAACGAACCGGUCGAUCGCAAACGAGCAAGAUUACUCUACCAAAGCAGGAAGCGUGGAAUGCUGGAAAAUGGACUCCUGUUGAGCACAUUUGCAGAUAAGCAUUUAGAUGGUCUGAAUGAUAACCAGCUGGAUCAGUAUGACAAGCUGAUAAAUGAACCUAGCAAUGACUGGGAGAUAUACUACUGGAUGACAGACAAGAAACCUACACCUACAGAGUAUGAUAAUCCAGUUAUGGAAUUGCUUAAGAUCCAUGCAAAGAAUGAAAAUAUGGAAGAACGUAUCAGACAACCAGAUCUUCAAGCAAAGUAAUCACCAUGAAAAGUCUUUGACAGAGUAUUCUCCCUCUUAUUCCUUAAGAACCACUGGGGAUUUUUACAAACUCUUGCAUUGCUGUUCUUUGAAUCAGUAAAGCCUGUAACAGUUAUUUGGGUUACUUUGGAAGUUGUAAAGGCUCAAGGAACAAUUCAUCAGAAAUUGUGAGGUUUUGAACAACAAAACACUGUUGCUCAUGCAAGAGAAUUACCACAACCUUAACAAAGGGUGGUAAAAAAAUUUGUUCCUCAGACAUCCAUGACAAAUCUGAAAGUAACAACAUUUGUUAUAACAAGGGAGAAAUUUAACAUUAAGUUUUGAGUUAGGUGUUUUUGUCUAUCCCUUUGUCCAAUUAAAAAAAAAAUAUUGCUCAUAACAGAAAACUAAAC